AUGGUAGAGUAGUAUGGAGUAAAGAAUCAUUUUGUUGCUUGUCUGAUAAUUCAACAGGGGGCAUGGCUGCCUGGUUUGGCUUUGUCACUCUAUUUGGUGAAAUACAAAUACAAAAGAGAAGGCAAGGCAGGCUUGAAUGAAUCGCAGUGGAUAGUAAGUAGAGGAGUGAGGCAAUGAGAGGUCAGAAGGGAGGGUUGAAUAGCAGCAGCAGCAGCAGGCGACCCAGCACCGUUCUGUACCUGGUUUGCGCUGCCGCAUUCUUCUCUCUCCUCGUCUUCGCCAUCCAGACCUCUUUCUUCGCUCAAUCUGAUUCCUCUUCCUCUUCAGUUAAGUUAGAUCUCAAUACUGAGCAAGAUAUUCGCACUUUAUCCCAAUUUCAGUCUACUGUGCAGCAAUGCGUGGCAAACAGAGGGCUUGGUCUUACUGCAGAUAUUGUUGACCACUGCAAUCUGAUUCUCAAGUAUCCACAAGGAACUAACAGCACCUGGUACAACGCGCAGUUUAAAGUUUUUGAACCAUUACAGUACAAGUUCAAUGUUUGUGAGGCACUCUUAUUGUGGGAGCAGUACCGUAACAUGACUACAGUAUUGACAAGGGAGUAUCUAGAUGUUCGCCCUAAAGGAUGGGAAGACUACGCACCACAAAGGAUAGCGCAAUUGGGAACCAAAAAUUGCUACAAUAAGACAAUUUGUGAGGAACACCUUAAUUUGAUACUGCCGGCAAAGCCACCUUUCCAUCCUCGCCAAUUCCGUACUUGUGCAGUUGUUGGAAAUUCGGGAGAUCUUUUGAAAACAGAGUUUGGAAAAGAAAUUGAUGCCCAUGAUGCUGUCAUAAGAGACAAUGAGGCUCCUGUUAAUGAGAAAUAUGCCAAGUAUGUUGGCCUCAAGAGGGAUUUUCGCCUUGUUGUGAGGGGUGCUGCUCGUAACAUGGUUGCCAUUCUAAAUGGGUCUGAUGAUGAGGUACUCAUAAUCAAGAGUGUUACACAUAAAGACUUCAAUGCAAUGAUCAAGAGUAUUCCAAAUCCAGUGUAUCUUUUUCAAGGUAUUGUGCUCCGCAGAGGUGCCAAAGGAACUGGAAUGAAAUCCAUAGAACUAGCACUAUCUAUGUGCGACAUUGUUGACAUGUAUGGUUUCACUGUUGAUCCUGGCUAUACUGAAUGGACACGUUACUUCUCUACACCUAGGAAAGGGCACAAUCCACUUCAAGGAAGGGCAUACUACCAGCUCCUAGAGUGCCUUGGUGUCAUCAGAAUUCAUUCUCCAAUGAGAUCUAAGAGGAAGCAAGGCUGGUCAGAUAUACCUAGUCGAGAAAUGAUAGGCAGAGCUCAUGCAGCAGCCUUGCGUUUAAAGAGGGGUCAAGAUGGUGAUUUGGGACAGUUUGGUAGUUGUAAGGUGUCGGGUAAUGUGGACCCUGACAAAAUUGGGCCUGUCUCAGGAUCUGCAGACAUGAGUGAUGUAAGAAAGUCUUCAAAUUACAGUAAGUGGGAAGUCUUGCCCUUUGAGAGUCUGAGGAAGGAAGCGCAGGACCACUAUAAUCAAAUGGAAGGUGUGUCUCUAUACAAAAUGGAUGGCAACAAGUUAGAUGAUCUAGUAUGUGUGAGGCAUUCCUCAAAAUCAGCUGUCUACUGAGCACUAUUUUUAGUUGAUUCUUUUUGGUCUCCUCAGACUCGUUGGUUGAUAGCCAGCCAACCAAACCGUGCAUCCCCAGUUUCCCAGUUCUUGUGGAAUUCUCAGUGAGGUAAUGUUCCUUUGCAGAUUCUUAUUUAUCAUUCUACUGAAUGUGCGAUAAUCAGGGCUGUGGCAUGGGAGGAUUCUCAACUAUCAUACCCAAUGGGGAUAUCACCACUAAUUGCACUGGUUGAACUUCUCGGAAGAGAUUUUUGGAAAUAUACACAUGCUUGUAAUGUACGUUGGAAAAUUAAUGUUUGUAGUUGAUAUACUUUCAGCACAUAUCUGGAACUGAAUUGUAGAUGUUGAAACUUGCAGUUAGAUUUCAUUGAUGCUUGUGGUUUUU
Messenger RNA from Rosa chinensis, 2013 nucleotides. Its product is annotated as sialyltransferase-like protein 1. Gene Ontology annotation, biological process: pollen germination; pollen tube growth. NCBI's taxonomy places the organism in Eukaryota, Viridiplantae, Streptophyta, Magnoliopsida, Rosales, Rosaceae. The record is from RefSeq and is a predicted model, not a curated record. The coding region runs from base 174 to 1628 and encodes 484 amino acids. Gene Ontology annotation, molecular function: sialyltransferase activity. The transcript has 11 exons.